AUGGGUAAAAAAAUAAAGAAGGAAGUAGAGCCUCCACGCAAGGAUGUGUUUGAUCCUUUAUUGAUUGAAAGCAAAACAGCAGCAACAGUUGUGCUGAUGCUUAGUUCUCCUGAAGAGGAAGUUUUGGCCAAAGCAUGUGAAGCUUUGUAUAAAUUUGCAUCAAAAGGUGAUGAAAACAAAGUGACACUUCUUGGUCUUGGAGCAGUGGAACAUCUGCAUAAACUCAUCUCACAUGAAGAUCCAAUUGUACGCAGAAAUGCCAUCAUGGUAUUUGGCAUCAUGGCUUCUAAUUAUGAUGUCAAGAAGUUACUGAGAGAACUGGAUGUCACAAAUUCACUUAUAUCACAGCUGGCACCAGAAGAAGAUACAGUUAUCCAUGAAUUUGCUACUCUUUGUCUAUCACAUAUGACUGUUGAAUAUGCUACAAAGGUACAAAUAUUUGAGCAAGGUGGAUUAGAACCACUUAUCAGACUGCUAGGUAGCUCUGAUCCUGAUGUUAAGAAGAAUUCAGCUGAAUGUAUCUACCACCUGGUACAGGAUUUUCAAAGCUGUGCUGCAGCUCGUGCGUUGAAUGUAAUUCCACCUUUGCUGGAAUUACUGAAAUCUGAAUACCCAGUUAUUCAGCUGUUAGCCCUUAAAACCUUAGAAGUAAUGAGCAAAGAUGGAGAAAGCAGAAUAAUACUGGGAGAAAAUCAAGGGUUAGAUUGUCUUCUGAAGAUACUGGAAACCAAUGAAUUCAGUGACCUCCAUGUGGAAGCUCUUGCCGUUUUGGGAAAUUGUCUCGAAGAUGUGCAUAUGGUGCAACUGAUUCAGCACACAGGAGGCCUUAAAAAGCUACUUUCAUGUGUAGGAGACUCUGCUGUUCCCAGUGUUCAGAAGAAUGCAGCAAAUGCAAUUACCAAAGCAGCUUAUGACU
Molecule: messenger RNA, 916 nt
Organism: Mesitornis unicolor (brown roatelo)
Lineage: Eukaryota; Metazoa; Chordata; Aves; Mesitornithiformes; Mesitornithidae
Product: armadillo repeat-containing protein 3-like
Exons: 7
Molecular function (GO): protein binding
Source: RefSeq, a predicted model, not a curated record